Molecule: messenger RNA, 1899 nt
Organism: Leptosia nina
Lineage: Eukaryota; Metazoa; Arthropoda; Insecta; Lepidoptera; Pieridae
Source: the annotation of a GenBank genome assembly
AUGCGCGUACAUCUUUUUUGUGUGGUCUUUUGCACUUUGACUUUUGUGUUGGGCAGUGGAGCUUUGCAGCCUGCCGCACUUGGUGAUGUCGUUGCAAAUGCUGCAAGCAGUCUCAACUCUAUGAAGGUGACUGGAGCAUGGAGGCGACUAUCAAGUACAGUUAGCGAAUCGGAGGGCCUCAAACACGCUUUUCGUCGACUACAAAAUGUACCACAACGGGCAGUUAGACUGGUCCACGCUUUGGUGGACCGCAUGCGAGUCGGUGGUGGACCAGUGGUGGAGACCCGGCUGGGUCUUUUGCGAGGACGAAGAGUGAUCGCUAGGACAACUCUACAAACACCUUACUAUAGUUUUAAGGGAAUAAGAUAUGCAGAACCACCGCGAGGUUCACUAAGAUUUCGUCCUCCAGCGCCACUUGAACCCUGGACGGGUAUUCGCGAUGCCGUCGAGGAAGGUUCAGUGUGCCCACAUAGAUUCAUGCUCUUCGACACUUAUAAGGGAGAUGAGGAUUGCCUGUUCCUUAACGUGUAUACGCCUGCCUUGCCAGAUAAACUUUCCGGAUACAAUCCACAACUACCAGUAAUGGUGUGGAUCCAUGGCGGAGCCUUUGCAGUUGGAUCUGGCAACGCCUUCCUUUAUGGUCCGGACCAUCUCGUGGGAGCUGGAGUUGUUCUAGUGACAUUGAAUUAUCGACUUGGGGCACUUGGAUUUUUGAGUUUGGAAAACGAGGAAGUGUCAGGAAAUAUGGGCUUAAAGGAUCAAGUGAUGGCUCUAAAAUGGGUUCAGGACAACAUUGAAUACUUCGGCGGUGAUCCAAAUCGUGUUACCAUAUUUGGCGAGUCCGCGGGAGCGGCGUCUGUGCAUAUGCAUAUGCUGUCUCCAAUCUCUAGGGGUCUGUUCCAUGGUGCGAUUGCGCAAAGCGGAGUAGCCAUAUCGCCCUGGGCCCUGGCUAAGGAUCCCAAGAAGAGAGCUUUUGACCUUGGCCGCGAGCUUGGCAUUGACACAAACAAUACUGCUGAACUUCUAGGAUACCUCCGAGCCACACCUAGCGAGCUGUUGGUCAAGGCUGCAGCAAGGAUAUUCGGCGCACCAGGAAAAACCACAGAUUUGCAGAGCACCAUCGCAUUGCCGUUCCUACCGACUGUAGAACCGGAAAUUCCUGGGGCAUUCUUCACACAGCUGCCGAAAUCUUAUCUCCCGGGUGCAGAUGUGCCUUUCAUGACUGGAUACAAUGCGCAAGAGGGGAUUUUACUCUUACGAAGACUCCAACGGUACCCUAAGUUAUUGACCGAGUUAGAAAAUGAGUUCCAGCGAGUGGUUCCUCCGGAAUUAAUGUCCUCCGAUGCUCAGAAGGUGGAGAGGGUUGCAAGGCAAAUACGAACAUUCUACUUCCAGCAGCGGCCUGUGGACAUGAGGAAUAUCGACAGUCUUAUUGAUCUCUUCACUGACAUAAUGUUCUUGAGGCCGGCUUUGGAUACGAUACGACUUCGAGCAAAUUCGACACUCACGAGUCCCACUUAUUUCUACCGUUUCGCCUUUGACGGCGCCCUGGGGCUGUUCAAACGAAUGUUGGGUAUAACGCAUCCUGGAGCCUGUCACGGUGAUGAACUGGGCUACCUGUUCUACUUCUCCAGAUUGAACUACAGACUGGACGGUGACUCGCCAGAAUUAAUGGUCUCCAAGAAAAUGGUUCAAAUGUGGACUAACUUUGCAAAAACCGGGACCCCGACUCCGCCUGUGGACUACCAGUCGGUAGUUGACUUCAAUUGGAAUCCCGUGAACAGCACACAACGCAUCAACUACCUCGACAUAACAGAUAAGGGUAAUUUCCAUCAAGGAAGUGAUCCAGAAGCCAGCCGAGUUCGCUUCUGGGACUGGCUGUACGACAAUGAUGUUUAA